Messenger RNA from Malurus melanocephalus (red-backed fairy wren), 2985 nucleotides. RefSeq names its product CD81 molecule (gene CD81). The record is from RefSeq and is a predicted model, not a curated record. Gene Ontology annotation, cellular component: membrane. The transcript is spliced from 8 exons. Lineage: Eukaryota; Metazoa; Chordata; Aves; Passeriformes; Maluridae. The coding region runs from base 84 to 794 and encodes 236 amino acids.
GGGGCGGCAGCGGGGCGGGUUUUGUGCGCCGCCGCCACCGCCCCAACCCAGGCAGGCAGCAGAGAUUUGGGAGAGCCGUCGCCAUGGGAGUGGAAGGCUGCACCAAGUGCAUCAAAUACCUCCUUUUCGUCUUCAACUUCAUCUUCUGGCUGGCCGGAGGCAUCAUCCUGGGAGUGGCCCUGUGGCUUCGCCAUGACUCGCAGACUACGAAUAUYCUGUACCUGCAGCUGGGGGACAAGCAGGCCCCCAACACCUUCUACGUCGGAAUCUACAUCCUGAUCGCAGUUGGAGCUGUCAUGAUGUUCGUGGGAUUCCUGGGAUGCUACGGAGCUAUUCAGGAGUCUCAGUGUCUUCUGGGAACGUUCUUCACUUGCCUGGUGAUCCUGUUUGCCUGCGAAGUUGCGGCUGGAAUUUGGGGUUUUGUCAACAAAGAUCAAAUAGCCAAAGACGUGAAGCAGUUCUAUGAUCAAGCGCUUCAACAAGCACUCAUGGGAGAAUCGGAUGCAAACAACGCCAAAGCUGUAGUGAAGACCUUUCAUGAAACGCUGAACUGCUGUGGUUCUGAUAUUGUAACAGCGACUUUCACUCCUGUGUGGAGGGAUGACCUCUGCCGAAAGGACUCCCUGAAAAGCUUUUUUGAGAACACUAAUUGCCACAAAAAAAUCGAUGAGCUCUUCUCCGGGAAGCUCUACYUGAUCGGUAUCGCUGCCGUCGUGGUUGCUGUGAUCAUGAUCUUCGAGAUGAUCCUGAGCAUGGUGCUGUGCUGUGGCAUAAGGAACAGCUCCGUCUACUGAGCCGUGAGAGCCGGGCAGGGGAAGYGGGGAGUAGGGCGGACGGCGCUAGAGGGGACCCCAAGUGCCACCAAGUGACCAGGAGACAUUUCAACAACAGACAAAGAAAACUAUGUAUAUAAAUGCUUCCAAUAUUACCAUACAGUACUUACACCAUUUUUAUUUUGAAGUACUUUUUUUUUUUUUUUAAUAAAUAAAACUUUCCCGUAUCUUUGUGGCUGAGUUAGUUACACAUCAGUUUUGUGUGAUGGGAAAGCUGCUGUAGCAGGAGAUCAAGUCCUUCCUCCCCCUUCCCCACCCUCAGUAACUCAGAAGUAACGUUGGUGGAAGAUGUAUGGAGGACAAGGCUGCAGCCUGGUCUCAGAAAACUUUGCCUUGGUUUUACCAACUUUUUUAAUUGGAUGCUGAAGCAGAGUUUAGCAUUUUUGUUAAUUUGUACUCAUCUUUUCCAACCAUCACCCCAGCUCCCRGUGUUUCCAAGCUGUCUGUAGGGAAGCCUGGCUGACUGCCCAAAGCCUGGGAGAGAGUAGGGGAUACAUCGCACCCAGGCAAUGGAGACUGUCCCAGGAGAAAGAGGCAUUGUUCUUCUCCAGCCUSUUUCCAUCUGUAGGUCAGUCCUUAACAGAAGUCAUGCUGAAACUUUUUUACUCUCUAAAGAGUAAAAAUGUUUUUUGGUUUUGUGUUUGAUUGUUUGUUUUCUUGGGGGUAUAGCUUUAUAAAUUGGCUCAUUUCCAUUGAUUCAUUACGUUGAAAGGUCAGUGGCUGCGGGUGAAUUUUAGUGCCAGUUUUUCAAAUAUAACAAACUGAAAAAUACUUUUUUUAAUGUCCUUCAAUGUUUCAUUAUAGACAUAUUUCAAGGAGAGUCUAGUUCUAUACCAAGUUUCCACUGUUAAGCUAAUGCUCAUAUAGAAAUUAUAUUGGAAAAAGAAGAAAACAUAAAAAAAAAGGUCCUUGACUUUAGAAAUCCUGUUUUUAUGUACUGCAGGAUGACGCUUGGGUGUUCCCAACCAUAUGCAUACAUGCUUAAAAUUUUGUCUUUGCAUCACUCUCUUGUUCAGUGAAAUUAUCCUUAAUUAUAGCAUAUUGUCACACACUAUAAUAUUGCUGAGAAAUUGUCAUAAUUGGAUAGUGAAAAAAAAAAAGUUUAUUUUUAAGAUCUUCCAGUUAUAUUAACRGCAGAUCAGCUUAGAAAAUCAAGGUAAUUUAGCAUGUUAGAUCGCACCAGUUCAAACACAUUCUUGUGAUCUGGUAACUUUGGUUAUCACUUUGAUACUUUUAUAUGCCACUCUGUUACCAUGUAGAUAGAGGGGGAGAGUGACCCAGGAGCUAUGUAAUAAAAUCAGAGUGUCACUAAAAAGAUGAUCUAUAUGUAUAGUUCUAUAGAUAUAUAUUUUUAAGCAAAGCCUUUUCCUUAGCCGUACAGGCACUUGAGAUAGAAAUUAUAAUAUCUCUCAGYUCUUUGCCACCUUGAAGCAGGUAAGGGGAGGAGUUUAAAUUAGUGAUCACUAUCCCCAAUUCAGGAGUAUUUCUGUUUCWUAAAGUAUUUCAGUCUCCCCCUUUGUCACAACAAAGUGCUUCAGAUCUGAUAGGGAGGGAGAUGUGUGAUGAGCAAUCAUUUUAAAUCAGUAUCUUGUCCACUGCAUGUGGCUAUCAUGGCUGUUGCCACUACAGGAUGAAACAUUCCUGCACUGGGGCAAACUGAUCCAUUCAGAAGUUUUUCUUCCCUUCUACUCCCCCCUUUCCUCUUCCUGCCUUUUAGUAUAUAGGGCCUUUAAAAAGUAUAUAGGUAAAUAUAUAUAAAUAUAUAUAUAUAUCAAGUUGUGCUGGGUAAUGAGGAGGAAGUGCUUCAACAGAUCUUCAUAUUGAGGGGUUGGACAAGAAACGAUUCAGCCUUAGAAAUAGCCUUAAAGCAACACUGCCCUGAAUGUCCAUGUUGUGCACAUGAAGAAUGAGACGAGGUUUUUGCAGUAGGUAACCCCUUCCCCUGCUCCCCAGCGUAGCUCCUUCCGGUCAUCUACUCUGUUAUGUGGCCAUAUGUAUAUGCAUCAUCCAAGCAUGUGUGUUUACUACAUCUAUGUGCAUCAGGAUUGUCAGCAUACAGAAUGGAUGUGUAACUUGCCACCUUUUUUGUUGACUGUUGGUAAAUGUGUAUAAAUAUGCCAUUAAACAUUUCAGUUCUGUUUUCUUUUCCUUA